Condylura cristata (star-nosed mole) is the source of this 2471-nucleotide messenger RNA. It is a transcript of the gene MCHR1, whose product is annotated as melanin-concentrating hormone receptor 1. Gene Ontology annotation, molecular function: neuropeptide binding; melanin-concentrating hormone receptor activity. The transcript is spliced from 2 exons. Gene Ontology annotation, cellular component: membrane; neuron projection. Gene Ontology annotation, biological process: neuropeptide signaling pathway. NCBI's taxonomy places the organism in Eukaryota, Metazoa, Chordata, Mammalia, Eulipotyphla, Talpidae. The record is from RefSeq and is a predicted model, not a curated record. The coding region runs from base 668 to 1702 and encodes 344 amino acids.
GGGCGGGCUGGCUGCCGAGUUCCGAUAGGCUUUGCCGAAAAUACGACCGGCUGGAAGGCGGCGGAGAAGCCGAGGCUGGGGGGCAGCCAGGCUCCCUCUCACCACGGCCUUCUCGCCUUCCCCUUCAGCAGCAGGAACCGGUUCAGAGGCAGCCUCCUGCCCCGGGGAAGGUGAGGGGCGGCGACAAACCAGAGGAGAGGGAUUAAGUUUCCCGAGAAUUCGCCUCCUGACAUUCCCGGAGCUGAGAAGCCUUGGAAUUCUAGCUUUGAAGGAGAAGGGAAGGAACGGGAGAAAGGGACGGUUUGCAGGAGAAAAUCUCGGGAGGCUGGCUACCACCCGCAGCUCUGGCCCCUGCUCCCGGGAAGCCCAGACUCGGAGGCCAGCCACAGAUCCCCUGAUAGGAGGCAGGGCCCGGCACACCGCAGAACCCGGGGCGAAGCCUCUGUGGGGCCAUCACCCUGGAGAGCCCAGGGGUCAGUGCUCAGCUUCCCACCAGCAAUCUCUAAAUUGAACCGAUCAGGGCUGCAAAUUGGAAAAGAGACAGCACAGCGCGCACACACUUUUGUGUCCUUUUGGCGAUUUAGAUGAGGCUUCCUGCUGAAGUCCUGGCUCGCUGAGUAAUCCUCUGCAGAUAGCUGUGACUUUGUACUCGGUGCCUUCUGAGAAAAUGCAGCAGGCGGAGAACUGGGCCCCUCAACAAACAGGUGGUGCGGGAGAAUCUGGGCUGCCGGCUCGAACAGGCAGCGUCUCCUACAUCAACAUCAUCAUGCCUUCGGUGUUCGGCACCAUCUGCCUGCUGGGCAUCGUGGGAAACUCCGCGGUCAUCUUCGCGGUGGUGAAGAAGUCCAAGCUCCGCUGGUGCAGCAACGUCCCCGACAUCUUCAUCAUCAACCUCUCGGUGGUGGACCUCCUCUUCCUCCUGGGCAUGCCCUUCAUGAUCCACCAGCUCAUGGGCAACGGGGUCUGGCACUUUGGAGAGACCAUGUGCACGCUCAUCACGGCCAUGGACGCUAACAGCCAGUUCACCAGCACCUACAUCCUGACCGCCAUGGCCAUCGACCGCUACCUGGCCACCGUCCACCCCAUCUCCUCCACCAAGUUCCGGAAGCCCUCGGUGGCCACCCUGGUGAUCUGCCUCCUGUGGGCCCUCUCCUUCGUCAGCAUCACCCCUGUGUGGCUCUACGCCAGGCUGAUCCCCUUCCCCGGGGGCACGGUGGGCUGCGGCAUCCGCCUGCCCAACCCCGACACUGACCUCUACUGGUUCACCCUGUACCAGUUCUUCCUGGCUUUUGCGCUGCCCUUCGUGGUCAUCACGGCCGCGUACGUGAGGAUCCUGCAGCGCAUGACGUCGUCGGUGGCCCCCGCCUCCCAACGCAGCAUCCGGCUGCGGACCAAGAAGGUGACCCGCACAGCCAUCGCCAUCUGCCUGGUCUUCUUCGUGUGCUGGGCGCCCUACUACGUGCUGCAGCUGACCCAGCUGUCCAUCAGCCGCCCGACGCUCACCUUCGUCUACCUGUACAACGCGGCCAUCAGCCUGGGCUAUGCCAACAGCUGCCUCAACCCCUUCGUGUACAUAGUGCUCUGUGAGACCUUCCGCAAACGCCUGGUCCUGUCUGUGAAGCCCGCGGCCCAGGGGCAGCUUCACACCGUCAGCAAUGCCCAGACGGCUGACGAGGAGAGGACAGAAAGCAAGGGCACCUGACAGCUCCCUGCCACCCUGGCAGCUCCAAGUCAGGACACCGCAGCCCCGGGGAGACGCCCGAGGCCCGCUGGGAGCCGGCAGGGAGGCUGGGUGGUGAGGGGUUACUGUGACCACAACCCGCCCCGGGGCCCACGAGUUGCUGGGGAGGCUGGAGCCAGGUUGGGGGCUGCAAACGUCAGAAACCCCCUGGCAGAGCCCCCUGGCAGAGCGGGAUGAGCUCUUUGGGUGGAACAGAAACUGAGGAAGAAGCAACUUUUGGUUUGAAAAUCGGUGGGGGAGGGCACCCUCCAUCCGCUGGCGGCCCAGCACGAGAUCAGGACCGAUAUGUGCACACUGCAUAGGGCCCUGAGGAGAUGGGGCUGGGGUGGCCUCGGUGCGCUUUCCGUGGCCAGUUGGCUUGAGGGGAGCAGCCUUCCCCCCAUGCCAUCGUGCUUUCCAACGUCUGUUCAUCUCCCUUUAGCUCUAGGGGGUGCAUGUUUAUGGGGGGGCGGGGUGGGCGCUGAGCCCACGGGAGUAAAAGCCCAACUUGCUCAGCCAUGCACUGAGAAUGCCAAGGCUACCUGGGGCAGGGGUCUUGCAGUUAAGAAAAACGGGCAGGCGGGGGCUUCUGCAGCUGUGGACACACAGUCCCUUUGCCGAACAUCUGUCAGCCGCCAGGUCCGGACUCAGUGCCCGUCUGCGUCCUGCAGGUGUGGGCUGUGCUGAUGCCUGGGGUGCUGGACCAUGUUUUGCUCUGGUCUUUCCUCUCCCAAAUAAAAAUGAAUAAAGG